Molecule: messenger RNA, 6432 nt
Organism: Melanotaenia boesemani (Boeseman's rainbowfish)
Lineage: Eukaryota; Metazoa; Chordata; Actinopteri; Atheriniformes; Melanotaeniidae
Gene: ambra1b
Product: autophagy/beclin-1 regulator 1b
Exons: 19
Coding region: 387-4469 (1360 amino acids)
Biological process (GO): autophagy
Cellular component (GO): intracellular membrane-bounded organelle
Molecular function (GO): protein binding
Source: RefSeq, a predicted model, not a curated record
GUGGCUAACUAGCUGCUAGCUGGUUACGCAGUAGCAGUCUGUCGUCGGGCAGCUAAUAAAACAUCGGACCAAUGCCUCAAAAAGCCUUCUGUGUUGAUCCCAACACAUAAAAAUGAAUGUUACCUAUUGAUAUAAACGGGUGGUGGUGAGGAGAAUCAUAGUGUAACACGGAUGUUACCGUCAAACUGUUUGUUUGUCGGCGGCCCUUUUUCCGAUCUUGGGCGAGCUAGCUAACCAGCUACCUGAAGAGAGCCUAUUAGCAUUAGCAGCACCUGAUGGCAGAGCUGCAGAGCCGUACGAUCAAGGAAGCCUAGACUCUGCAUGGCGACGGUGGACUGACAGCAGAGGGAGCGAGCAGCCAAUCAGCCGAGGCCACCGUCGGUAACAUGGCGUCCCGCCAGAGGAACUCCGUCCGGAUCCUGUCCAACCGGGAGAGAGGAUCUCAGACCUUUGGCUCUCAGAGGCUCCUGCAGCUGCUGGUGGAGGAGAAGGUCCGCUGGAUGAAAUGGCAGAGUCAGAAAGUGGAGCUGCCGGACAGCCCUCGCUCAACGUUCCUGCUGGCCUUCAGCCCCGACAGGACUCUGAUGGCGUCCACACACGUCAACCAUAACAUUUACAUAACGGAGGUGAAGACUGGAAAGUGCCUACAUUCCUUGGUGGGCCACCGGAGAACCCCCUGGUGCGUGACCUUUCACCCCACCAUUCCUGGCCUGGUGGCUUCCGGGUGCCUUGAUGGCGAAGUCCGCAUCUGGGACCUACAUGGCGGCAGUGAGAACUGGUUCACAGAGAGUAACGUGGCCAUCGCCUCGUUAGCCUUCCACCCAACGGCUCAGCUCCUCCUGAUCGCCACCAACAACGAGCUGCACUUCUGGGACUGGAGCCGACCGGAGCCCUUCGCCGUGGUGAAGACGGGCAGCGACACGGAGAGGGUUCGGUUGGUGAGGUUUGACCCACUUGGACACAACCUUCUCACAGCGAUAGUGAAUCCGUCCAAUCAGCAGAAUGAGGACGACUCGGAGGUUCCCAUGGACAGCGUGGAGAUGCCUCACUUCCGCCAGCGCUCUUUUCUUCCCUCUCAGCCGGUGCGCCGCACACCCAUCCUCCACAACUUCCUUCACAUCCUGUCUUCUCGCUCUCCGGGGGCCCAGGUGGGGGCCGAACAGCCGCAGCCUCUCGGGGAGAAUGGGGGCAGCAUGGGCGAAUCCCACAGCAUGCCUCUGGCUCAGUACCCCAGCUCUGAACACGGGCCUCCCUUCCCCGGCUGCACACAGCAUCUGGGGAUGGUCUGCCACUGCAGCCGCUGCUCCGUCAGCCGCCCUCCCUCACUGGCUGCAGACGGACCCUCUGUGACUCCAUCAGAUCCCAGGAUGUCCUCCGACACUCCGAUUUCCUCAGCCUCCACCUUUUCCUCAGCCCGGACGGAGCCCAGACUGCCGUCCGAGCGGCCCUCCGCCUUCACCUCCCUCUACUACAGUGCCGGUACGUCUCUGAGCCCCAUUGUCUCCAGCAGCAUGGAGCCUCUCCCCACCCCCAGACCAGGACCCGACUGGACCCGCAACCUGCUAAGCAUGCGGGAAGGUGGGGUUAGUCCGGGCAUGCUGCCCCCUCGGACUUCCUCCUCCUCCUCCAUCAGCCUCCUGUCAGUUCUCCGGCAGCAGGACGGCUCGUCUCACUCCCCGGUCUACACCUCCGCCACGGAAGGCCGAGGCUUCCCCCAGCAGGGGGAGUCCCGGGACGCCGCAGGUACCAGCAGCGGGCACCACCCCUUCUGGGACGGCUCCCGCGGCAACACGGCAUCCUUCCGGAACGUUCUACAGUGCAACUUGAACCGGUACUUCCUGGAGAUCGACCGCAUCGAGAUCGACCCAUCGCUGGGAGGCAGCAUGACGGAUGGAGGCCAGGAGCCCAGCCAGGAGCUGCUCAACAACAACAUGGACCCAGACAGACCCGGGCCAUCUUCUUCGUCCGCCUCCCCGUCUCCAACCAUCAUCCACUACCAGCCUCCUCUCCCUCCUCCCCCCACCUCCCACAGCCUGGAGAACAACGUUCCUCCUCCCGCCUCUCGAGGCCACCUGAACCGCUGCCGGGCCUGUCACAACCUGCUGACCUUCAACCACGACUCCCAGCGCUGGGAACGUACGAGCCAGACCUCCUCCACCUCUUCCUCCUCCUUAGAGCCCUCCUCCUCUUCCUCCUCCUUUCCUUCAUCUUCAUCUCCCUGGCCGCCUGAUGAUAGCAGGAGGACACUAGAAGCUCAGACACAGGAGAGGAGGAUGCCUCCGGAGCCCAGCGAGCAGCCCCCUCUGCCUCCAGGUGGAGGAGCAGGAACAGUGGCCUUCCCUAUAGCCCCGCCCCCCAGCCAGGCUGGGGAGCAGACGGUGGGUUUGGUAUAUAACCAGGACACGGCUCGGUGGGAGAGGGUGUACCGACAGGCCAGCACCAGCCGAACGGCAGAACCACCGGAGGCCUUAAGCCAAGAAAUGCCUGUUGACCCCCCAGACGAGGAUUCCCUGAGAAGACGACUGCUAGAGUCAUCUCUGUUAUCGUUGUCACGCUACGACAUGUCAGGGUCCAGAGACCACCCCAUUUACCCUGACCCAGCCAGACUUUCUCCUGCAGCGUACUACGCUCAGAGGAUGAUCCAGUAUCUGUCGAGACGCGACAGCAUUCGCCAGCGUUCUCUGCGAUACCAGCAGAACCGCCUGCGGGCCAUGUCCACCUCCUCCGACAGCCCGUCCAGCAACACGUCCAACUCCAUGGACAGCAGUGACGUGGACUUUGAGGAGCUGGAUGAUAAUGGAGACAGAACGAGACACAGAACGCCCCGAAACGCCAGGAUGUCAGCGCCCUCACUGGGUCGUUUUGUCCCUCGGCGUUUCCUUCUGCCUGAAUACCUUCCCUACGCUGGAAUCUUCCACGAACGAGGACAGUCCGGUCUGGCCACGCACUCCUCCGUCAACAGAGUGCUUGCUGGGGCGUCGAUCGGAGACGGCCAGUCAGCCGUCGCCAGCAACAUCGCUAACACCACCUACCGCCUCCAGUGGUGGGACUUCACCAAAUUUGACCUGCCUGAGAUCAGCAACGCCUCGGUCAACGUCCUGGUGCCAAACUGUAAAAUCUACAACGAUGCCAGCUGCGACAUCUCUGCAGACGGUCAGCUGCUGGCAGUUUUCAUUCCCAGCAGUCAGCGGGGUUUUCCAGACGAGGGCAUCCUGGCCAUCUACUCUCUGGCUCCACACAACCUGGGAGAGAUGCUCUACACCAAAAGAUUUGGGCCAAACGCCAUCUCCGUCAGCCUGUCCCCGAUGGGCUGCUACGUCAUGGUGGGCCUGGCCUCUCGCAGGAUCCUGUUGCAUCCCACCACCGACCACAUGGUGGCACAAGUCUUCCGCCUGCAGCAGCCACACGGAGGAGAGACGUCCAUGAGGAUGGUAUUCAACGUGGUUUACCCCAUGGCUCCGGACCAGAGGCGCCACGUCAGCAUCAACUCUGCCCGCUGGCUGCCAGAUCCAGGGAUGGGCCUGGCCUACGGAACCAACAAGGGCGACCUGGUCAUCUGCCGACCCGUGUUUUAUCGGAGUGAUGGGGAGAGUCCCGGAGAGCCCAGCAGCGAGCCGUUAUUCUCAGUCAACAACAGCGGAACUAGCCGGACCCGAGGUUCUGACAGGCCGGGGCCAAACCGAUCCGGAUGGAGACUGGACCGAGACAUGGGAUUGAUGAAUGCUAUUGGCCUCCAGCCCCGAAACCCUGCUCCUUCUGUGACAUCACAAGGAACCCAAACGCCAAUCAUCCAGCUGCAGAAUGCCGAGACACAGACGGAGAGGGACAUGACAGAACCCGGCACCUCCCGACCAUCGCCAUCCGAUGUCCCUCCUGAGACUCCAUCCACAAGUCGAGCAGCUCAGCUGGUGCCCGCUGACAGCAGCAGUGUUCAGGACGGCAUCCAGGCUGAUCCUCCCUUGGAGGCCACCACAUCAGCAGCUGCUUCUGGUCCGGCAGAUUCCACCGACUUCGGCUCAGGUGAAGACGCUCUUGCACGAAUCCGCCGGCUGAUUGCGGAGGGCGGAAUGACCGCGGUGGUCCAGCGGGAGCAGAGUACCACCAUGGCGUCCAUGGGCGGCUUCGGGAACAACAUCAUCGUCAGCCACAGGAUCCACCGCAGUUCCCAGACAGGCUCCGGGGCCUCCAGAACCGGAGCCGACCCAUCAGCACGGCCUCUCCUCCUCACUCAGCCCUACCCCCACCACCCCGCCACACAGGCUACUCCCAUGUGGGGCCCUCAGGUGCUGCCGGGCCCCCGGCCCCCUGGGCUCUCAGUGACUGUGGACGUGGAUGACGUCUUUGAUGGAGGACGAACAGACGAUGACUCUCUUCCUGGCCCUUCGUCCUCCUCAUCCUCAUCCUCUCACAGCCCCCUCCCUGAUGGAAGUGGCCCUAACGGUUACCACGGCGACCCCUAUAGCAGGUAGUCCUCCUAUUGGUCAGCACAAGCAGACGGUACAGGAUGCUCCUCCAAGCCUUAUCUCAGAGAUAUGGGUGCUGCUUUGACUUCGUAAAGGCCCCCCCACCCCAAACCCACCCCCCAGGAAAGACGGCACACCCUUGCCCCACUCCCCUCCUUCCUCUGCACUUAAGAAUCAGAAAGGAUGUCAGCUUGAACAGAGUUCAUCUCUGCCUGAUCAGGGGUCGUCAUGGAGACACCACGUCUGAGGGGGGGUCUGGGGGUGAAACUUCCUGUCACAUUUACUCCCAACGUGCUGCUCUCGGUGCCAUGUGAUGUUACAUUUGAUGUGAAGUCGUGAUUGAAGUGAGAGGAAAGUGAAUCCGGCGAGAUGCUGAUCUGAAGCCUGUUUCUGGAAGUUUCUGGAAGUCGGACGUUGGGAACGGGAGCGAAUGGGAAGCUGGAAUCAGUCAGGAUGGAUCGGAUCAGGAUGGAUUAUAUCGGUACAAAUUGGAUGGGAUCAGACGGAACAAACUGGUCCCGCUGCAUGUUUUCUCAGAAUGCUGCAGUCUGGACGUUUUAAUCUUUUAAGGCUGAAGAUGAGAGUCAACUAUUUCCUGUGCGAGGCGGGGGGCGUUGGGGGGUGAGGCAUCAUGGCCUGUUCCACCCCACCAUCGCCACCCCUCCCUCUUAAAACCCACAGUUGCACUACAGUGUGAUUGGUGCUAAGCGAGACCUGGACGUACGUACGUGUGUGUGUGUGUGUGUGUGUCUGUGUUGGUGUCGGGGGGUGGUGAGAGAGACCAUGUGACCAUGUUUUUAGGAAUGACUGCCUUUCAUCAUCAUUGUCGUCAUCAGGUGAGACGUUCCGAGGUACCAUUCUGCCCUCUGAACCGGAUCAGGUUUGCGGAUGUUGACGGUACGAUCCAGAACAGGCCUGAACCGGUUCUGGUGGUUCUGACUGAAGUUCUGGUGCUGAGAAAAAAAAAGUGAAUCAUUUUGUUUUGGAAAAUACUGUUUGAGUGAACGGCGGCUCUGAUUGGUCAGAACAACCAACGUCUGAGUGAAACUUGAAAACUUGAUUGACACAAACCCGAAAACGUGAACAAGCAGUGAAACCGGACCAGAGCCGGAUCUGGUGGGCAAAGAUUCUCCAAAUAUCAACUUACAUCUGUUUUCAGUCUGGCUCUGGUUCUAGGUCUGGUUCCGGUUCUGGUCUCCCAGACUGAUGUCACAGGUUCUCAGAUCCAGACCAGUAAAAUGUUUGUCCUGAUCUGAAACUAGUAACAUUGGAAAAAUGUGGUUCUGUAAGUGAGUAACUGGUUCAGAACCAUGACUGCAGGAUCUCCCUGAUGGACUAUGUUUUUACCCACAAUGCACUGUAGCUGCCUCUACCACCACAAGGCAUCAUGGGAGUUGGGGAAAAACCUGUCCAGGUUCUCCAUCUCAGAGCUCCAUCAUGAUAAUAUUUAAUCAGAAGAUGCUUCACUCCUGAUCUGAGUUCAGUUUGGAUCAGAACCAGAACAUAUCUGGGUUCUAGAUCUACAUCCUCCUUCAGAUUCACAUAACAGGACCAGCUCGGGCUGAGCUGAUCCUUUUGGCCCCGCCCACUUCUUUUCUGUCCUCCAAUCAGAGCCGGCGAUGUGUUCAGGAACCUCCUCAGUCGUAGUUGUCUCUGAUUGGUGUCUCAAGAACAGCCCCGCCCCUUGCAGCUGCAGAGGUACUGAGUGUUUCAGGUGAUGUGGAAUCAAAUCUGUCUCAUUUUUAUCCAACCUUUAUUGUCUACAAGUAAUUAGACAAACAGCAGGUACCUGAGCGGCUCCUGGCCAAACUUGCUCACAUAAUUUAAACCUGUUUGGGGCGUGUGUGCGUUCAGGUGCAUUCAGUUGUGUUCAGGUGAUGUGGAUGAAUAUGGGCAACCACCAUCAGAGACUGUGGAGUUUUACAGCUUUGACUUUUAGACGUGAUGUAAUUAAAGAGCUUUGAGAGUU